This is a messenger RNA of Oppiella nova, 715 nucleotides long. Lineage: Eukaryota; Metazoa; Arthropoda; Arachnida; Sarcoptiformes; Oppiidae. The record is from the annotation of a GenBank genome assembly.
CUCACCGUUCAGUCAUUGCUUUAUUUCACAAAACAUGAAAACAUUAGUGAAUACGCUAUAAGUGUUACCCUUAUAUCACAUACCAAUCAACUGAUCCCUGUCUAAGAGCAAUGCGUCUCAAUGUUUGCUAACAUUUGGUCUCAUUUUAUACUUAAUUAAAUCAAUUGUCGUCAAAAGUGGUCAUUCAAGACAAACACAUCGCUAUUAUAGCCAUUAAAUGGCGAGUCAGCCAACCAGUGCGUUGAGAGCACUGGCCCUCGAGUUCAAGAGUUUACAAGAAGAACCGGUCGAAGGCUUUCGAGUCAAACUCGUCAAUGAGGACCACCUGUUUGAGUGGGAAGUGGCCAUCUUUGGCCCUCCAGAGACCCUCUAUGAGGGCGGAUACUUCAAGGCGAGGGUUACUUUCCCACAGGACUACCCUUAUAAUCCUCCAGUCCUUAAGUUCCUGACCAAAGUAUGGCACCCGAAUGUAUAUGAAAACGGCGAUCUAUGCAUUUCAAUACUACACCCCCCUAUCGAUGACCCCCAAAGUGGUGAACUUCCGUGCGAGCGCUGGAACCCAACCCAGAAUGUCAGGACAGUACUGUUAAGUGUGAUCUCACUGCUCAAUGAGCCGAAUACCUUCUCCCCGGCCAAUGUGGACGCCUCUGUCAUGUAUAGGCGUUGGAAGGAAUCCAAAGGCAGAGACAAGGAAUACGAGAAUAUCAUUAAGUGA